Molecule: messenger RNA, 1731 nt
Organism: Histoplasma capsulatum G186AR
Lineage: Eukaryota; Fungi; Ascomycota; Eurotiomycetes; Onygenales; Ajellomycetaceae
Product: monooxygenase
Exons: 5
Coding region: 1-1731 (576 amino acids)
Molecular function (GO): N,N-dimethylaniline monooxygenase activity; flavin adenine dinucleotide binding; NADP binding
Source: RefSeq, a predicted model, not a curated record
AUGGCAUCGAACAAACGCUAUCGCCAAGUGGAGGUGGGCAACAGGAACUAUACGGAGGCCGCUGUGGUGAUCAUUGGCGCUGGGAUGUCUGGAAUGUGCACGGCCAUCAGUUUGUUGAAGAACGACAUCCACAACUUCGUAAUUGUUGAAAAGAGCGGAGGACUUGGUGGAACUUGGCGUGAUAACAAAUAUCCAGGCUGCUGUUGCGAUAUCAAUUCUCAUCUUUAUAGCUACUCUUUCGAACAGAACCCGAGCUGGUCAAGACUCUACCCCAGUCAGGAGGAGAUUCUAAUGUACCUUCAUGAUGUAGCCGAGAAGUACAAGCUGUUUCGUUAUAUUCGAUUCAAUUCCACCGUUGAAGAAGCUAGAUGGGACGAUGACGCCCGUAAAUGGCGGAUAGUGGUCAAGGUAGCAGGGGAAUCGAAAGACGCGGAAUUUGCAGAUCAAUAUACGCUCACAUCCGAUUUCCUCGUGUCUGCCGUUGGCCAACUCAAUUCGCCCUCCUACCCGCCAAUUCCAGGAAUAGAAGAUUUCCAGGGCAGGAUCAUUCAUUCUGCUCGGUGGGAUUGGACCUACGAUAUCAAGGGAAAGCGUGUUGGCAUUAUAGGGAACGGAGCUACGGCUGCUCAGAUAAUCCCCGUAAUUGCUCCCGAUGUCGCUCAACUGACUGUGUUUCAAAGAACACCUAACUGGGUGAUACCCAGAUUAGACACUGGCAUCCCUAAACUUGUUAGGGCAUUAUUCCAAUACUUCCCGCCUUCUCUUUGGAGACUACGUAGUUGGAUGAUGGACAUGCGAGAGUCUUCCCACGACGCCAUUGCAGACCAGAACUCUGAAUACGCGGUACGCGCCCGCACAAUCAGCCUCUCAUUGAUGAAGAAACAGCUCCCCAACCGUCCGGAGCUGUGGGAGAAACUAGUCCCCAAUUAUCCCAUGGGCUGCAAGCGCGUCAUCAUUAGCGACGAUUACUUUCCAACUUUCUUGCGCGACAACGUCACCCUUGAAACAAGGCCCAUCACCGAAAUAACCGAAAACGGCAUAAACGUCGACGGCGCCGCGCACGAAUUCGACGUCAUCGUGCUGGCCACGGGUUUCCGCACCGUCGAAUUCAUGCACCCGAUCCAAGUCUACGGCAUCAACGGCCGAGCACUCUCGGAUAUCUGGUCCGGCGGCGCACGCGCGCUGUACGGCAUCGCCGCCGAAUCCCUCCCCAACUUCGGCAUGCUCUACGGCCCCAACACGAACCUGGGCCACAACUCUAUCAUCCUCAUGAUCGAGGCGCAGGCGAAGUAUAUCCAGGCGAUGAUCAGCGCAGUGCUCCAGGCACGCCAGGUGGGCGAGUCGCUGAAGAUCUUACCGGAUCCCAAGCGUAUGGAUUCGUUUAACGACGAGCUGCAGAGUGUCCUUGGGACAACAUCGUUUGCGCACCCGAAUUGCCACAGCUGGUAUAAGCGCGCGGACGGCCGGGUUACGAAUAAUUGGUCCGGGACUGUGGUGCAGUAUCAGAAGCUACUGUCUAGGGUUCGCUGGGCGGACUUCAUACUGGAUGGGUAUGGUGCGCAGCAGCUGGCGGUGAAGCAGAAGCAAAAGCAUUUAGGACGCGUGAGGGAGGAGUCUCUGUUUACGAAUCGGGCUUGGUUGGUGACGAUGAUCGGGUUAUUGGGGAUUUGGGGCAUGUUGGCUGGGAAGGGUUCGAAGAUGUUGACGAAGCUGAGGGCUUUGGUUGGUUGA